UUACCAAACCGUCACUCAGACGGAGCCACGUCCAAUCAUCUAGCGGCUUUUCAAUCCUAUAAUUUUGGCGGCGGUCGGAAGAUGGCGGAAAAUUUGAAAGUUUGUAGGGUAGCAUGCAUCGCUACUGUAGCCCAGCUGGAGGUGAUCUGUCGAGAGCAGGGGGUGAAGUGUGAUGAGCUGGGCAUCAACAAGCACAACCUGUGCGACUAUGAGGUGGAAUAUCUCUGCGACUACAAAAAGAAAGUCAUCAAUAUUGGGAAGAUACAAAUAGUACAGGAGUUAUACUUGGUGAAAUGGAAGGGCUACCCCGAAUCCAGCAACACUUGGGAACCACGGAAGAACCUGAAGUGCGUAGAUCUUCUCAACCAGUUCUGGGAGGACCUGAAUGCAGAGAUGCGGAGACAGAAGAAGCGUGCUGCCCCUCGUCGCCUAGACCCCACCACCGUGUCACAGCUCAUCCAGCGGGCCAAACUCAGACAGACCCUUAAACAGUGGGAGACACACCUCAACAGCCUGGGCACCCACAAGGGCCACAUCUACGUGCGGAACCAGGUCGACCUGGAAGGCCCGCCGAAGAACUUCACCUACAUAAACGACUAUAAAGUGGGUGAUGGGAUCUUGCUGAAUGAGGUAUCCGUGGGCUGCGAAUGCACAGACUGCCUGGAAAACCCUGUGGAGGGAUGCUGUGCCGGAGCAUCGCAGCACAAGUUUGCUUACAAUGAGUUAGGCCAGGUCCGCAUUCGGCCCGGGUUGCCCAUUUACGAAUGCAACAAGCGCUGCCGAUGCGGGAUCGACUGCCCCAACAGAGUGGUGCAGAGGGGAAUUCAGUAUUCCCUCUGCAUUUUUAGGACAGACAAUGGAAGGGGAUGGGGGGUAAAAACCAUGGAGCGCAUUCGGAAGAACACUUUCGUUAUGGAGUACGUCGGGGAGAUCAUUACAACAGAAGAAGCCGAACGCAGAGGUCACAUAUAUGAUAAAGAAGGCGCCACCUAUCUGUUUGAUCUGGAUUAUGUUGACGACGAGUACACCGUGGAUGCUGCUCACUAUGGAAACAUCUCUCACUUUGUCAAUCACAGUUGUGACCCCAACCUCCAGGUAUAUAAUGUGUUCAUUGAUAACCUGGAUGAGCGGCUGCCGCGGAUAGCGUUCUUUGCCACUCGUGGGAUAAAGGCAGGAGAGGAACUCACAUUUGACUACAACAUGAAAAUUGACCCAGUAGAUGCUGAGAGCACGAAGAUGGAUUCUAAUUUCAGUCUGACGGGACUCCCAGGCUCUCCUAAAAAGCGAAUGCGCGUAGAGUGCAAAUGCGGGGUGCCGACAUGUCGAAAGUACCUCUUCUAGAGGAAGUCCAUGCUAAAUAGGGACUGAAAGAAGAUCAUGUUCCAGUGAAUGUUGAAAGCAUCUGCAGUUUAGAAACUGUUUUG
Carassius auratus (goldfish) is the source of this 1424-nucleotide messenger RNA. Its product is annotated as histone-lysine N-methyltransferase SUV39H1-like. Gene Ontology annotation, cellular component: nucleus. NCBI's taxonomy places the organism in Eukaryota, Metazoa, Chordata, Actinopteri, Cypriniformes, Cyprinidae. Bases 82 to 1341 code for a protein of 419 amino acids. Gene Ontology annotation, molecular function: zinc ion binding; protein binding; histone H3K9 methyltransferase activity. The record is from RefSeq and is a predicted model, not a curated record. The transcript is spliced from 6 exons.